This is a messenger RNA of Trichosurus vulpecula (common brushtail), 2845 nucleotides long. RefSeq names its product solute carrier family 25 member 13 (gene SLC25A13). Lineage: Eukaryota; Metazoa; Chordata; Mammalia; Diprotodontia; Phalangeridae. Gene Ontology annotation, biological process: aspartate transmembrane transport; malate-aspartate shuttle; L-glutamate transmembrane transport. The transcript is spliced from 18 exons. Gene Ontology annotation, molecular function: L-glutamate transmembrane transporter activity; L-aspartate transmembrane transporter activity; calcium ion binding. Bases 55 to 2049 code for a protein of 664 amino acids. The record is from RefSeq and is a predicted model, not a curated record.
CGCUUGCUGCCGAGAACGCGCCUGGGUCCCGUCCUCAGCGCAUCCCUGCGGAGCAUGGCGUCCGCCAAGGUGACUUUAACUAAGAGGGCGGAUCCAUCUGAGCUGAGAACCAUAUUUUUAAAGUAUGCAAGUGUUGAGAAAAAUGGCGAAUUUUUUAUGUCUCCAAAUGACUUUAUCAACCGGUACCUGAAUAUUUUUGGAGAUUGUCAGCCCAACCCUGAGACUGUGGAGCUCCUCGGAAGCGUGGUGGACCAGACCAAGGAUGGGCUAAUAUCCUUUCAAGAAUUCAUAGCGUUUGAGUCUGUCCUGUGCGCCCCGGAUGCCACAUUUGUGGUGGCCUUCCAGCUCUUUGACAAAACUGGUGAUGGAGAGGUGAACUUCGAGGAUGUAAAGCAAGUUUUUGAACGGACCACCAUUCACCAACACAUUCCAUUUAACUGGAAUUCGGAAUUUGUGCAGCUGCAUUUUGGGAAAGAUCGAAAAAGACGGCUGCCCUAUGCAGAGUUCACUCAGUUCUUACUGGAAAUCCAGUUGGAACAUGCCAAACAGGCCUUUAUGCAGCGGGACACUGCACACACCGGGCGAGUCACUGCCAUGGACUUCCGGGAUAUCAUGGUUACCAUCCGCCCACACGUCUUGACACCUUUUGUGGAGGAGUGCCUGGUUUCGGCUGCGGGAGGUACCACAGCCCACCAAGUUAGCUUCUCCUACUUCAAUGGAUUUAAUGCUCUCCUUAACAACAUGGAAAUCAUUAGGAAGAUCUACACCACGCUGGCUGGCAGCAGGAAAGAUGUGGAAGUCACCAAGGAGGAGUUCGCUCUGGCAGCUCAGAAGUUUGGGCAGAUCACCCCUAUGGAAGUGGACAUCCUCUUUCAGCUGGCCGACCUCUAUGAGCCACGAGGGCGCAUGACGUUGGCUGACAUUGAGAGGAUCACCCCCCUUAUCGGGGAGCAGCUGCAGUGCAAGCUGACCGAACACCAGAGGCAGAGGGUUUCCGGAGACCCUCGCCCGUUUAUCAUCCACGUAGCAGAGUCCGCUUACAGGUUCGCCCUGGGCUCUGUUGCUGGAGCUGUGGGAGCUACUGCAGUCUACCCAAUUGACCUGGUGAAGACACGGAUGCAGAACCAGCGGUCCACAGGGUCUUUGGUGGGAGAGCUGAUGUACAAAAACAGCUUUGAUUGUUUUAAGAAAGUGCUGCGCUACGAAGGCUUCUUUGGACUAUACAGAGGUCUGUUGCCGCAGUUGUUGGGAGUCGCCCCAGAGAAGGCCAUCAAGCUCACGGUCAAUGAUUUUGUCCGCGACAAGUUUGAGCGCAAAGACGGCUCCAUCCCCUUGGCAGCAGAAAUCCUCGCUGGUGGCUGUGCUGGAGGCUCACAGGUGAUCUUCACAAACCCACUAGAAAUCGUCAAGAUCCGCUUACAAGUUGCUGGAGAAAUCACUACGGGUCCUCGCGUCAGUGCCCUGUCUGUGCUCCGCGACCUAGGCUUCUUUGGAAUCUACAAGGGGGCCAAAGCAUGCUUUCUGCGGGACAUCCCCUUCUCUGCCAUUUACUUCCCCUGCUAUGCACAUGUGAAGGCAUCCUUUGCUCAGGAGGAUGGGCACGUCAGCCCCGGCAGCCUCCUCCUUGCAGGGGCCAUUGCUGGUAUGCCAGCUGCAUCUUUAGUGACCCCUGCUGAUGUGAUCAAGACAAGAUUACAGGUGGCAGCUCGGACCGGCCAGACCACCUACAGCGGAGUGAUAGACUGUUUUCGGAAGAUCCUUCGAGAAGAGGGCCACAGAGCCUUGUGGAAGGGGACAGGGGCCCGUGUGUUCCGGUCGUCACCUCAGUUUGGUGUGACACUGCUGACCUAUGAGCUGCUACAGCGUUGGCUCUACGUGGAUUUCGGGGGCAUAAAAUCGGCCCCAGCUGAGCCUGCUGUGAAAUCCCUGCAUCCGCCCAAUGCCGAUCACGUUGGGGGCUACAAGUUAGCAGUGGCCACAUUUGCAGGCAUCGAAAACAAGUUUGGACUUUACUUGCCUCGGUUCAAGCCAUCCGCGCCUGCGCCCUAGGUCUCUCGGCCCAGCAGCCUGCACUGCUGACCCGUUGGAGCGGGGGGCCGUCUUCUUCCUCUCCCUUGUCUCUUGUUCAGAUUAAGGUUGGGGCUUUUUAUCAUGAUCAUUGUGUGGAAUCAUUUGGGGUUUGUGCUUCCUUAACCAGAUCACGGUGAAAUUCCUGCUCAUGAUUUGUUCUUGGGGCUGAGUCGGGCCCAACCUUGCCUAGUGUUUGGGUGACCUGAGAAUGAAUGGAUGGGAGAAAGAGCCAAGUUACAGACGGACACAAGGGACCCUUUCCUUGGGCUGGAAACAUGGCCCAGGCCACGGGGCCUGGAGCUGGAGACAGGAGAGGGCUAAAAGCCCUGACUUUUUUUAAAAUUCCAGGAUCUGCCACCCUGGCAUCAGGUUUUCAACACUGACACGCACAAGCUCUGGCUCUGGAUCGUAUUAUGAAACAUUGAUGUGAAACACGUUUUUGUGUAAUGCAAACCACAUUGACUGUUCAGACCUCGGAUUCUGUUCCCGGCAUCAGGCUGCUUGAGAAAAGGGCUGUGUCCAUCCAGUCUUGGUGCACCCUGGCCGUUUGCUCUCCCAUUGCAUCCCACACGCGUGCGGCUGGGCUCCCCACUCCAGGGGCCAAAAGGCAUGCAGACCAGGUCCCACCCCACCCACCUUGCAGUUGCUGCCUCAGUCUUCUCUUUACCCUGAAUCAUGUCAAAGACAAAAAUGGUCUCUGAUUGGUGCCUUGAGUCACGUUUGUGGGGCUGUGUAUUUAUUUCUGAAGAGAGAAAUAAACCCUUUCAAACAGUCA